AGAGGCGGCUGGGCUGGAGAGGGUGGAGUUUGGUAACGGGGGCUCUGAAGAGAAGAAAAGCGCGCAACAGACCCAGGCGUGGUCCCGCGAAGUAGGCAGCUAGCGCCUUAGCCAUGGGGAACGUUGUGGCUCGUGAGGAUUUCGAAUGGGUUUAUACGGACCAGCCGCACGCCGACCGGCGAAAGGAGAUCUUGUGUAAACAUCCAGAGAUAAAAACCUUGAUGAAACCAGAUUACAAUUUGAUUUGGAUAGUUGUACUGAUGGUGUUUGUACAACUAGUUACUUUUUAUCUCGUUAAAGACUUGAAUUGGAAAUGGGUUCUGUUUUGGUCAUAUGCAUUCCACAGCUGUAUCAGUCACUCUAUGACUCUAGCUGUUCAUGAAAUCUCUCACAAUAGUGCCUUUGGCAAUGCUAAACCUCUGUGGAAUCGGUGGUUUGGAAUGUUUGCGAAUCUCCCUCUUGGCUUCCCAUAUUCAGUGUCUUUCAAGAGAUACCACAUGGAUCAUCAUCGUUAUCUUGGUGGUAAUGGAAUUGAUGUGGACAUUCCUACUGACUUUGAAGGAUGGUUUUUCUGCACCCGUUUUAGAAAGCUCAUUUGGAUUAUUCUUCAGCCCUUAUUUUAUGCCAUUCGACCUCUGUCUAUAAAUCCCAAACCAAUCUCACGACUUGAAAUCAUCAAUGUCUUUGUUCAGCUCCUUUUUGAUGUUGCAAUAUACUAUGUCCUUGGAUUAAAAUCACUCCUUUAUAUGCUUGCUGGAUCUGUGCUUGGGAUGGGGGUGCAUCCUAUUUCAGGACACUUCAUUGCUGAACAUUACAUGUUUUUGAAAGGGUAUGAAACAUAUUCCUACUACGGACCGCUUAAUAUGCUUACAUUCAAUGUUGGAUACCAUAAUGAACACCAUGACUUUCCUAAUGUUCCUGGAAAGCACCUUCCAAUGCUAAAGGAAAUGGCUUCUGAAUACUAUGACAACCUACCACAGUAUAAAUCCUGGAUAAAAGUACUUUAUGAUUUUGUGAUGGAUGAUACUAUCAGCCCCUACUCACGUGUGAAAAGGCACUUAAAGGGUCAAGUGAAACUGGACUGAACUGGCUAAAAAAACCUUUACAAACACCAUGAAUAUAGACGUUGGUAGUAAUGCAUCACUCUUUACAGAUUUAUUUGUUGGUAUCUCGAUUUACUUCCAAAUAUAUAUAUAUAUUGGUACAUUCUAGAACAAAAGAAAGAUUAAAAUAUUGCCAGAACUAGCAUUCCGUACAAUUGUCCUGCCUUUACUGGUGUAAUUGAAAGAACUGAAAAUAUCAGUGUUUUGUGCAUAAUGUUAGUAUUAAUGUUACAUAAUGUGUUAGUAGCAGUUUUUUUUUCUUUAAACCUUUAAUCAUACAGGAAACACAUGUACUUUUUGGGUUAUAUUUACUACUAACAGACUCUUUAAUAGGCGACAAAUUUUGCUAACAAAGCUUAACAUUCUAAGCUAUUAAAAAUUUAAGUGGUAAAUAUUGUUUUAAAUUGUUAAACAGAAUGCUUGGCUGCAAUUCCUCAGUUUGGUUAAUCCAAGUUCUAAAAUUAGUAACAAGUUUCAUUACAACUGCUGCUGUAAAAGAGGAGCAGUUCCCAUUCGAAGUAUGCUAGUGUUUCUGUAACUGUAGAGCACGGAUCUGUCAACCUGUUUUGUAUGAAUCUCUAGCUCCAAAUUCAAAUUUCCAUUCUGAACAACAUACUCUUCUUUUGUAGGGUGGGGAUGCUAAUAAGUGCUAAUGAACUGUGUAACAGUUGCAUCAUGUGAGGACAGCUCAGAAGCUGGUUGACAUUGAGUUUAGAAACUAUAUGGUAGAAUGCAGUUCCACUGUUCUAAUGCUUUAUGCUUCCUUGGCUCGAGUAAGUUAGGUAGUUGAAUAAUAUAAUGAAGAUCAGUUUUGUAAGCAGCAGUAGUGAGGCUGUCUAAUAUCUACUUUCCUGAAAAAGAGCAUGUCAUGUACUUCAAUAAAGAAGUUUAUUUAAAACGUCA
Heteronotia binoei (common prickly gecko) is the source of this 2006-nucleotide messenger RNA. It is a transcript of the gene DEGS1, whose product is annotated as delta 4-desaturase, sphingolipid 1. Lineage: Eukaryota; Metazoa; Chordata; Lepidosauria; Squamata; Gekkonidae. Gene Ontology annotation, molecular function: sphingolipid delta-4 desaturase activity. The transcript has 3 exons. Gene Ontology annotation, cellular component: membrane. The record is from RefSeq and is a predicted model, not a curated record. Bases 114 to 1085 code for a protein of 323 amino acids. Gene Ontology annotation, biological process: ceramide biosynthetic process.